AUGACUGAUCCCCAAGCUGGUGAUGAAGAGUUAAAUUUCGAUAUGAAUGAGGCAGAGAAUUUCAUAAUCGAAGAUAUGUCUCAUGAAAGAAUGGAUGAAGAUGUUUGCACUGAUAAUGAAGAUUUCGAUUGUGGUUUUGAUUUAGAGGAUAUUCUACGCCAUGUUGAACCAAAGGUGCUAACGGAUAGAUCACAAGGGUUGGAGAAUUGGCAGGCAUUGAAGAAGGCAGCGAAAGAUCUUCUCUAUGAGGAAACGAAGGGAUGUGAUAAGGAUUUCACAGUGUUGCGUUCAGUGCUUGAGCUUCUGAGAUUGAAAGCUAAACAUGGGUGGUCCGACACAAGUUUUAAUGAUCUGAUGAAUUCAUGCUUGCAAGAAUCAUUGCAUUCUAUAUCGCAAAGAAUAUGCAUACUUGGAAAGUUGCCCAACGUGUGGCACAAGUCGGAUCGCAUGAAGCGUUUGUACUCCAACCCAACUUGUGUUGAGUUGAUGAGAUGGCAUCAAGAGAGCCGGAAGACAGAUGGAAUUGACAUAGAUGUUUUUCUUGAGCCUCUGAUGGAGGACAUGGAGGAGCUUUGGAAAUAUGGGCUACGACUGUGGGAUGAGUUCAAGCAGGAGCACUUUACUCUACGUGCGAUCAUAUUCGUUACCAUCAAUGAUCUACCUGGAAAAUUUUCAUUAUCUAGGCAGAUUAAAGGAAAGACUGGAUGUCUCAUAUGUUUGGAUAAAACUUCGUACAAAUACCUUACGUCGUCUAUGAAGACAGUGUAUAUGCGACAUCGACGGUUCCUGCCACAAAAACACAAGUACCGUAAGAUGGAAAGAUUGUUCGAUAAUAUAGUGGAGAACGACACUGCUCUCGAAACACGAAGUGGUACAUACGUGUAUGAGAUAACAAAGAAGAUUAAGGUUGUAUAUGGCAAAGGAAAGAAGAAGACGGUUAAGAGAAAGAGAGAUGAUGGUGACAAAGAUACUACGUUGCCAUUCAAGAAGCACUCAAUUUUCUUCAGAUACUUAGAUUACUGGAAGGACCUAGAGAUUCGUCAUGCAAUUGAUGUUAUGAACCUUGAGAAGAAUGUGUUUGACAGCACCAUUGGCACCUUGCUAGACAUCCGAAGCAAGACGAACGAUGGACUGAAGUCAUGUAACGACCUUGCAGAUUUGGACAUAAGGCAUGACCUUCACCCACUAAUGCUACCAAAUGGAAAGAUUAAUAUUCCUCCUGCUUGUUACUCCUUGACACUGGAAGAGAAAAAAGCAUUCUUCGAGACUGUCUGCCAGGUUGAGAUGUAUUUCCCACCAUCAUAUUUAGAUAUAAUGGAGCAUUUGAUCGUUCACAUCGUUCCUCAGAUUAUUGAACUUGGUCCCUUAUACAUACAUCAGAUGUGGGCAUACGAGCAUUACAUGUCAAUCCUCAAAGGCUAUGUACGCAAUCGCGCUCACCCUGAAGGAUCAAUGAUAGAGGGAUACACAACUGAAGAGGCAGUUGAAUGUUGUAUGGAUUAUGUUAAGGAUGCUAAUGCCAUUGGGAUUCCUACAAAUCGACAUGAAGGGAGAUUGUCUGGAAGGGGUACUGUUGAUAGGAAGCAAUUCUUCGAUAAUGAUUACCAAAAGAGAUUGGUAUGUGGGCCUUCGAGUAUUGUCAACUCAUGGAAAGGUUAUGACAUCAAUGGAUUUACCCUGUAUACGAGUACGAAGGACAUGAAAAGCACAACACAAAACAUUGGGGUUCGUGUCGAAGCGAUUGACACGAAUGGUGAGAAGAAGUCGUAUUACGGGACCAUACAGGAAAUAUGGGAACUCGACUAUGGCCUGAACAUCCAGAUCCCCGUGCUCUGUUGUCAAUGGUUUAAGGACACAACAGGGGUUUCCGUUGAUGACUAUGGACUAACGAUAGUUGAUGACAGUAAAACUGGUCAUAAGGAUGAUCCAUGGGUUUUAGCAGAGCAUGUGGCUCAAGUUUUUUAUGUGAAAGACCCUUCGAAUGAAAGAAAAACUAUUGUCGUAUCCGGAAAACAACAGAUUGUCGGCAUCGACAAUAUUGAAGACCCUAAUGAUUACAACCAGUUCGACGAUGUACCAUUGUUUACCGCUAUUCCUAUGCGAAUUAAGAAGGUUGAGAAAACAAUCUAUGAAGCGAAUAUGUCGCACGUUCGAUCAGAUGGUGCUGCCAAGAUAAUUAAGUCAUAG
Oryza brachyantha (malo sina) is the source of this 2187-nucleotide messenger RNA. RefSeq lists its product as uncharacterized. The coding region runs from base 1 to 2187 and encodes 728 amino acids. Lineage: Eukaryota; Viridiplantae; Streptophyta; Magnoliopsida; Poales; Poaceae. The transcript is spliced from 6 exons. The record is from RefSeq and is a predicted model, not a curated record.